Molecule: messenger RNA, 939 nt
Organism: Mycotypha africana
Lineage: Eukaryota; Fungi; Mucoromycota; Mucoromycetes; Mucorales; Mycotyphaceae
Product: Gtr1/RagA G protein conserved region-domain-containing protein
Exons: 7
Biological process (GO): cellular response to amino acid stimulus; positive regulation of TOR signaling; cellular response to starvation
Cellular component (GO): nucleus; fungal-type vacuole membrane; Gtr1-Gtr2 GTPase complex
Molecular function (GO): GTPase activity; GTP binding
Source: RefSeq, a predicted model, not a curated record
UACGAUUAUGAAAAUCCAACGAACGACUCUGACCUUGUAACAAGCGGCAAGUCUAGCAUCCAACGUGUAGUAUUUGGAAAAAUGCCACCAAAUGACACGCUAUACUUAGAAAGCACAACCAAAAUCCAGAAAGAGGACAUAACCCGCUCUUUUAUAGACUUUCAAAUAUGGGACUUUCCUGGGCAGUUAGACUUCCUCGAGGAAACGGCCUUAGACCCUCAGGAUAUAUUUUCUAAAGUAGGCGCCCUCAUAUUUGUAAUUGAUGCUCAGGAUGAUUACAACGAAGCAAUGCAUCGCUUAUUUACUACUGUCACCACCGCAUAUCGUGUAAACUCCAAUAUCAGCUUCGAAGUGUUAAUUCAUAAAGUGGACGGUUUGUCAGACGAUUAUAAAAUAGAUACUCAACGUGAUGUACAACAGAGGAUGAGUGAUGCUUUAGCUGAUGCACAAUUAGAAUAUAUCCACUUAACAUAUUAUCUGACAAGUAUUUACGAUAACUCGAUCUAUGAAGCCUUCAGUAAAAUUGUUCAAAAGCUGAUUCGCGAACUACCGACUCUAGAAAAUCUCUUGAAUGUUUUAUGCUCGAACUCUAGCAUUGAUAAAGCAUACUUGUUUGACACGUUGACAAAAAUCUAUAUCGCAACGGAUAGUUCACCUGUAGAUAUUCAAUCCUACGAGCUGUGCUCCGACAUGAUUGAUGUGUGUAUAGAUGUUGAAUGUAUCUAUGGCAACGUUCAAGGGAGCAGUCCAAAUGUCCUUUCAAUAUCAGAUAUAAAUGAACCGAAAAACGAUGAUUUUUUAACGGAUAGCUUAGUUGAACAGUCAUUACAAAAGGGGCAGCAGCAACAACAUGCAACAGAUGGCUCAGAUGCUGAGGCAUCAAGUCUUAUCAAAUUGGAUAACGGUGAUGUUCUCUAUAUGAGAGAAGUGAAUAGGUAA